Molecule: messenger RNA, 7349 nt
Organism: Xyrauchen texanus (razorback sucker)
Lineage: Eukaryota; Metazoa; Chordata; Actinopteri; Cypriniformes; Catostomidae
Gene: sema4f
Product: sema domain, immunoglobulin domain (Ig), transmembrane domain (TM) and short cytoplasmic domain, (semaphorin) 4F
Exons: 14
Coding region: 601-3012 (803 amino acids)
Biological process (GO): negative chemotaxis; neural crest cell migration; negative regulation of axon extension involved in axon guidance
Molecular function (GO): chemorepellent activity; semaphorin receptor binding
Source: RefSeq, a predicted model, not a curated record
UGAGACGUCUGUAAAGCAAAUUCAUGCUUUUUGAAUUUCCUUUCCAAGACUGGUACAUUUGACUGGGAUUUGUAUAUGUAUCUGGAAUUACACGUUGGACCUAUUCAGAUAUUAUUAGUUCGGACAGGAAUAUUCGGUUGAUUUUUUUUUAUGGGACUAUAGUGAAUUUGUGGACAGCCAGUGCACGGACUGAGGGAUUUGAAAGCAAGGAUACACGCGCCUCUCCUGCUAUACGUUUCUGAUAGCUAAUGUAUCGCACAUUGGAUUCAACUCCAGAAAAGUUGAACGUUUUCACGGAAGCGAUCGGAAUUUGUGUCUGCCAAUAUUUUGCAAUGCGCUGAAUUCUGCUGGACAUUGUCGCGCGGGACUCUUAGAAAAAAAGAGCACCGUGGACGUUUUUGAAUUUUUGUUCUAUUGCGUAGCUACUACAGCAAGUAUAUGCUGACUUUAAAUUGAUUCCUUAAAAUUAAACAUCUCAUAUUCUCCUCCCGCGGUGCCUAGCAAUAAUCGACAACAUUUUCAGUAAAAUGACCUGGAGCUGAGACUGGAGAUUGAGGACUCUCUCCGAACUAACAGAAGAGCGGUUCGGAUUGUCAGAACAUGAAGUCAGUUACAAGUUUGUUUGUUUUAAGUGUGUUGCUGAGUCCAACAACCGUGUCCUGGAGCGCGACGGUCAACAGCCGUGGAGUGGGCAUCUCUAAACUGGAUUCCCAUGAAUUUGGUGGUAUAUACAACUUCAGCACUUUCCUGUUGGACCGUGAGUCUGGGAUGCUCUACCUUGGUGCGCGGGAUGCAGUCAUCGCCGUGGAUACCGCAAACCUGUCAAAGAGGAAAAUGAUUGAGUGGAGUGUUCCAGAAGAGAAGAGGAAAUCUUGUGUCGCUAAGGGAAAAACAGAGGACGAUUGCAAGAACUACGUCCGUCUGCUUGAGUUCUUGGGAGAUGGACGCAUAUAUGCCUGCGGGACGUUUGCCUUCGACCCCCAAUGUGCCUUUAUUAACAUCUCUUCAUUCUCUCUGGAGACGCAAGAGGACGGUAGUGUGAAGAUGGAGACUGGGAAGGGAAAAUGCCCCUUUGAGCCCAGCCAGCACUACACUGCCGUCAUGGCAGGAGGGAUCCUUUACACUGCCGCCACUAGUAACUUCCUUGGCACAAUGUAUGACAUUUCCAGGGCAACGGGCAUGGAGCAGGAACGCAUCCGGACUGAGCAAUCUAUAAACUGGCUUAGUGAUCCGGAGUUUGUGAGCUCUGCUUUCAUUCAAGAGGAUGAAAAGAAAAACCCUACCGGUGAGGAUGACAAAAUUUACUUCUUCUUCACCGAGGUGGCUAAAGAGUAUGACCUCUACACCAAGGUCAAAGUGCCCAGAGUAGCAAGAGUCUGCAAGGCUGAUGUAGGUGGUAUGAAGACUCUGCAGAGGCGGUGGACAACAUUUCUGAAGGCCCAGUUGGUGUGUGAAGAUCGAGCAAGUGGACAGAGAUUUAAUGUUCUGACUGAUGUAUUCACUGUUCAGCACCAGCCUGGAGACCCAAGCAGCACUCACUUCUAUGGCAUAUUUACCUCACAAUGGGAACGGGAGGAGUUGUCUGCAGUGUGUGUGUACAGUCUGGAGGAGAUCACUAAAGUGAUGAAUGGACCCUUUAAAGAGCUAAAGAAGAGCUGUGAGAACUGGAUUAACCCAGAGCCCAUACCAUCUCCACGACCAGGACAAUGUUUGAACAAUGCUCUGUAUGAGCAAGGCUUUGAGUCUUCCCUGAAGCUGCCUGAUAAAGUAUUGACAUUCAUGCGUGAUCACCCGCUCAUGGAGAACAGUGUGGUGGCAGCACCCUUGAUGAUCAGGAAUGGCAUCACAUACACUAAACUUGCUGUUACCUUAACAACUGCCUCCAAUGGCUCCAAACAACAAAGGGUCACUGUUUUACAUCUUGGAACAGAUCGUGGACAGCUGCACAAAGUUUCUGUGGUUGGUCCGAAUGCAAAUCUUAUUGAAGAAGUCCCUCUGUUUUCUGCACAGGAGCCUGUGAAUAACAUAUUGCUAUACAAGGACAAGGCUCUGGUUGGUUCUCCUCUCUCUCUAGUGAAGUUACCCAUAGUUGGUUGUUCCUUCUACACUACUUGUGAGGUGUGUGCACGCGCCCAUAGCCUCGGCUGUAUAUGGAGCCAUAAAGACGGAGCUUGUGCUAUGGCAAAGCCUGGAGAAGUGGUGGAGCCAGAGGAUUUGGACAACCAAUGCAACAAAGAAGGUCUUUGCUCCCCACCUGUAAUUGAAAUGCAUGUUGAACAGGGUCUACGUGUUCUGCUUUCUUGUGUGCAAGUGUCUCCUCGCCCCUGCCGCUGGAACCAUCCUCCUCAAAGUCACACUCGCCUCCACAACUACGACCUGGAGGUUCAGGUCACACCGGAGAGCCUGGGCACCUAUGUUUGCUUGUGUGAUGAGGUUGGGCGAGAUCAGCCGCCCUGUCGCAGAGCCGAGUACCAGCUCACCCUUGAAACCCCUCGCAUUGAGGGGAACGUAGCCAUUGCUGGUGGCCGUCACUUCCUGUUCUCGCACAUUAUUUUGUUUGUUGUAGGUUUUAUUAUGGGUGCCUUCAUCUUAUUUCUGGUUUACAAACAUCAAGGUGGCCUGAGAGGGGGCGGGCACUCAUCGUCCACAUUGGAGAAGGGCCGGGACUUGCUACCUUCCACAGACACACCACAGUCUCCAAGCAGUGCCAGCCUGUUGUCAGAGGCCGUUCCAUUGACAGAGAAAAGAAAUGGAACGAUAAAUGGGCAUGGUGGACACAUCGUCCACACUGGUGGACACAACGGCAGGCAUAUUUAUGCCAACUCAUGUGGACUGAAGUUGCAGGAGUCAGCUGUUAAUUUGGCAGAUGAGCUGGAUAGUAGAGAAAGGGUGGGGCCAAAGGGAGAGGAAGAUGGGCUUGGGGAGGUGCUGAGUGAGAUGGAGGAGGAGUUUGCUAAGCUGGCUUGUCUAAGAGGGGCACCACUGGCACAAUGUGAGGAAAGUUCUAUCUGAAGACAGGUGCGCACAUUAUUUUUGAGACCAAACUCUGUGAAAGGCUUGAGCACACAGGCUCACAAACACAGGAAACACAAGCAUUUGGUGUGUUUUUCCAGAUAUGGAGGGCUGGAGAAAAAGAGGAGACCAGACAAUCAAAGAAACUAAGACAUACAUUCCAAAUAUAUAAGAUAAACCCUAAGCAAUCGCACAGAGACGCACACACACAAUCAGAUGUGCAUACAGUACACAAACCACGUUUCCUGGAAGCUCCUCUGCCACUCCAUUACGUUGUCAUACAGUCCAUUCAUUCCUGUGUACAUAAAGUGUUUUGUGUAAUUCUGUGUUUAUCCUGCUGUUUCUGCAUGUUUUCGAUCAGACCAUUUUUCAGAAUCACAAGCAGGCCGUUUUCAUAGCCAGCGCUCAGCACUUUCAUGCACCAUUUUCAAAGCCAUUCUCACAUGGAUAUUCAUUGUCUAUGUGUGUGUAGUUCUGUAUGCUUGGUCUGGUCAAAGUCCAAAAGGGUCUUUCAAAGUGCAAUGACCUGUCUGUAGACCAAAUCAACAUAGAAACCAGAGAAAUUUGCUCAUCCUGGACAAAUUACUGAAAAUAAGCAGAUUUGUUUGAGUUGCCAAAAAGGGCUUUCUAGCAUGGAACUAACAAACGAAUGACAAGAGACACUGGAAAUCACAAUGACAUCAUUUUGCCUUACAGAUAAAGUGAUAGUUUGAGUACUGCUAACAGUGGUACUGUGGCCUAUGGCAGGGCUGGAUUAAGCAGGACAGUGUCACAGGGCCUCGGACGGCCAGGGGCCUCCAAAGCCUCAGGUUGUGCGGCCUGAGACUGCCAGAGGAAGAUGAAGCUAUAGGGCCCCUAGGUCCUUCUCCGCAAAUCACACUAUGAAAAUAGUCAUUCAAAUAAUAGCCUGUGGUGGCCACAACUGAAUGAAGGGAGAACAUAAAGAUCAAGACAGAUGAAACUCUUUAGCAAUCUUCUGUCUCUUCAAAAAGUUACUGAUGGUAGAUGGUGAACUGAUGGUAGAUUGUGGACUUGCCACUGCCAAAUGAUUCCGCCACAUUCCCAGAGCAAGGGAGAAAAUGCAAUCAAGCAAAGAGCCAUUAGUAAGUUAUGCUUCUCUGGGAUCGGCAAUAUUUUGUGGUGUCAAAUCAGAAGCUGUCAAAUCACUGCCAUCCGUAUAUGGACCAGAUGUAGCAUGUUCUAUACAUAAUAAUCAGCACGUUUUAAUCAAGACAACAAUGACUGUGUAAUGAAAGAUGUAUCUUUAUAGCAUUUAGUAUGUAAGCUUAUUGAAAUGAGAUGAAAAUGUUAAGAACAGAAAAAAAUUAUGAAGGAAAUCAUUGAUUGUUUUGAGUUUCUCUUUAUGGACCGAGAUUGUGCCUCCAUUGAAGGUAUAUUUAUCCUCACUGAAGUGGAUGAGACAAAGUAGUUUGAAGAACAGAACUUCAGAUCUAUAAUACCAUGAAUCAGGGGCUACGGCUUAAUCUAAAGCACUCCUGUUUAUGUAGCCAUAAUGAAGUGUGUAUCAGGAGUAUGUAAAUAUCUGUGAAUAUGAAGUGAAUUUGUGGAAAAGAUAUUUUUAACACCUGCUUUUUCUUCUCUCUUUGUGAUUGAGAGUGGCAAAGCAUUGAACUCAUUUUCACCACUAGAGGGACUCUUCCUGUGUUGAACAUGUGUCACUUGCCCAUCUUUAAUGUUUGUUCACUUUUAAAUGAAUUUUUAUUCAACUUUUACAUUAGUUUCACCAUUUAUUUAUUUUGUAAUUCAUGUGAAAAGAAUAUAUACUGUAUUUGUAACAUUCUGUCAAGCAAAGUGAACGUAACAAACACUCUGGAUUGUGUACAAUGUACAUGUAUCUUGUCUUCUGGAUGGAUCUAAUAAUCAGCACUCACUAAAGUGAAAAAACAACAAGUACACUCAACGCAAAACUCCCAUAAGAAUCCUAAUUUCUAAAACUUCCAUCCUCCAUCUAGUAAAUCGUAGGUUCUUAUCAAUGAAUUGUCCACAAUGGUUUUAUGUUUAAUAUGAGUAAAUAUAACAGAUAAUUAAGUGUUACAUGCUCUUUGCUGUCCAUUGUGAAUAAAGAAAUAUGUUCAUUGAUGUACAGAUAUGUUGUAUUCUAAGUUUCUAUUUUUAUAACUUAUACACGAUAAAGAUAAAUGUACAUUUGUGUUGAAAACAUAUAUUGAAGGUAUGUAUAUGUGAAUGGGUGUAUGUGUGAAUGCCUUGUGAUGUCCUUUGGAAUAAAAAAACAAAAAACUACCUCUCUAAACAAUUUUUUUUUCCCCCCCCUUUUUUAAAACAGCCUAACAUUAAUUUCAUGAAAUCUUAAAUAUUCACUGGCGGCCAUGAUGUACAGAUUUUGAUCUUAUGGAAAGAAAUUGGUAGUUGUAUCCACCAAACUGGCAUUCAACUGAUCACAAUGUAUAAUUACUAUUACAAUUUUAAAAAAUAAAAUAAAAAAUACUUCUUACUUAAACUAUUUUUUCUGAUUUCCUUGGUGAAUUUGCAAACUUUUUUUCAGAUUUUGUAGUUACUGUAGAUAGAGCUUUAAGUGUUGGUGACUUCAACAUUCACAUAGAGAAUGAAAAUUACACAUUGGAAUUAGCAUUUAUCGAUAUUCUCAACUCUCUUGGAGUCAGACAAAAUGUAACAGGACCAGAUAUGCGUAACAGCACAAGAGUAGUGACUUCAUGAAUUUCUUUACUUAUAAAAUUUAAAUAAUCUGAAAUAAAAUUGUUAUUAUGCAAUCUGUCAUAGCACCUCAGAAAACAGUGUCUCAUAAUUUUCCUCACAUGCAACUUCAAUCCUUCGAUGUCAUAGGUCAUGAAGAGCUAACGAAAACGUAUUGAAACAUCAAAAGCCACAACAUGUUUGUUAAAUCCAGUACCAACCUAACAAAGAGGUAUUCCCUGUAAUCUCAGUUAAUAUUAUUAACUCCUCGCUAUCCUUAGGAAAUGUCCCAAGAAACUUGAAAAUGGCAGUUAUCAAACCACUUAUUGAGAAGCCACAACUUGAUCCUGGAGAACUGGCAAAUUAUAGACUGAUUUAUACAGAGAAAUAGUAUAUAUGAACAAUUUCAGUCAGGAUUUAGACCUGAUCACAGUACAGAGACUGAAUUUAUCAGAGUUACAAAUGACUUGCUCUUAUCAUCUGAACACUGCUACAUUUCACUUUUAGUGCUUUUAGAUCUUAGUGCUGCAUUCAACAUGAUAUAUCACAACAUUCUGUUGAACAGGAUAGAGAAUUAUGUUGGCAUUUGUGUCUGCAUCCCUAACACUGUUCGAGAAGCAGACACACUCCCUCAGUUUAAGUCUAGACUUAAGACUCAUCUAUUUAGCCAGGCAUACACCUAAUUUAUCCUUCAUCACACAAUUAGGCUGCUUUAGUUUGGUCUGCCAGAACCAGAAACCAGAAACAUUGAUCAUGUUAUCAUCUAUAACUCUGCAAUAAAUUGAAUGGCAUCUAUGCUUACAUUAUUUUAUUUGUUUCCCUGUCUCAACCUCGGGACUCCUAUCCUGAGGUCACCAGAACCAGCUGGAUGCAACUCCAUUCCUGCUUUGUGUUGGACUCCACUGCUACAUGUCACUGUGUGAUGAUGACUACAUGCAGCCGGUGCCAGUCAUACAUCACUUCAGUCUAUUAUGAUGGACUUCAGAGGAUGAACUGAUGCCAACUCCAACCAUAAGACAUGGGAUACUUCAUAUGCCAUUGCCUGAACCAUGGACUUAGGAUAGACCUCACUGAAAUUACCGGCCAGGUUGAACUGCGAUGCAUCUCACUGAUCUGCCUGCAUCACCUCAGUCUAAUGAUAGACUACACUCUUGAAAUUGAAUACAUAGACUAUCAAUUAACUGCCAAUAAAACCCUUUAUCAGCCAACUAACAAGGACAAUUGCAUCUAUGUGAACUUCAGCAGUUAAUCCAGGAUGGACUUCAAAGACAUUAGUUAUUAAUCUUACAGUUCAUACAAAAUCUUAGUUUAAACUCUGUCCCUUAACACUUACUUAGUUUAAUCAUUUUAAACUAUGACUUGCACUAUACAUAAGUAAUAUUUACAUUAUAUUCAUGUUGUUAGUCAGAGGGGAACUGGCCCCCACAGUGAGUCUGGUUUCUCCCAAUGUUAUUUUUCUCCAUUAACCAACAUCUUAUGGAGUUUUGUAUUCCUUGCCACAGUUGCCUUCUGCUUGCUCAGUGGGGUUAUAAAUAUAAUAAUUAUUUAAUUACUUAUUUUUAAACACAAUUCACAAUCAUAUUUGAUCAAACUACACAAUGAAGACAUUAUAAAUAUUACAGUUUUAUCUUCAGUUAUUGCCUGAUCUUCUGUAAAGCUGCUUG